This is a messenger RNA of Heterotrigona itama, 1945 nucleotides long. The record is from the annotation of a GenBank genome assembly. NCBI's taxonomy places the organism in Eukaryota, Metazoa, Arthropoda, Insecta, Hymenoptera, Apidae.
GUUCGAUUCAAUACCAAAUUUGACUAUUUGCCGCAACAAAGUAAUAAGCAUUUCUAUUAAUUGUAACUUCUUUAAAUUACAGUUAAACAGUUUGUAACAAAAGGACUCGGGAGGCAACGAAAGCGCUUACCCGUAGAAAAACCAUCAAUUUGGAUAACGCAAGGUCUCUCUCGCCAUACUUGGCUUCGAAUUCCCCUAAGUAGGCAGGUAUGCGUAUGACUAACAGUGUCUGAACGGGUUCGUUGCUCGCUCCGUCCUUCUUCGACCCUGUAUAUAUAACUCUGUCUCUCUCGCAUUCACGCGCUCUCUUACAAUUAGCUACCUGAGGGCACAGGCAACGAUUACUCACCACGAGGCACAUUGUUUUCAUUGUUCCGCGAGUCACGGAGUUGAUAAGAUUGAAGACUGAGAAACGAGGAGAGGACACUCGAGUUUAUGGACAUUCACGAGUGUUCAUCCGAUUUACUUCGGCUCGAAACGAGCCAUUAUUUACUUUGAUAGAACUUGAUAUAUAUCGUUCGAUAUGGUCAUUGAUUUGUUUAAAUUCAGAGCAACAAUUUAAUAUAAAAUACAUGGAUCUUAUCAUUUAUAUUAAAAUAUCGAAAUAUAUAAAUUAUUAUUAUUAUUAAAAUAAUAUUAAAAUAUAUAAAUAAUUAUUAUUAUUAAAAUAUCAAAAUAUAUAAACGAUGUAUAAAGUAUUCAAAGAAGAGUGAAAGUUGCGUUUAUAAGAAUUGAAAAAUGUAUGAAAAUCUAGCAACGUGUUGCACACACCGGAUUACAAAGGGUAUACAGGCUUGUUUUCGUCGUGUUUUUUUUUUUCAAAAGUGUUUGUUGGCCGUCGAACGCGUAGCUAUUUAAACAGCCGCACCGCGGAAUCUCGAGUUUGACCUAUAAUUAAAUAUGCUAUUUUUUGCCGCAUGCCAAUUUCACUCGCAGCGCGGAAUGUCGCGUGAGAUAGAAAACGGGCGAUCGUCGUUUCGAGUUUCUUCCACGAAAACCUUCCCCCUUCAACUGAAAUGCUUCUGGAAUCAGUGCAAGCCUCACAAAAGGAGCAUCACUCGCGGGAAAUAAACAAACGCUCGUCGUACAGACUCGACAAAAAUUGGGCCCGAUGUUUGCCAGGCGGACAGUACUCUUCAGUAUUUACAACGUGAAAACACUGUGCGCUUCGGCGCCUGUGUGUACGCACAGAGUUCGCGGAACUAUAUUAAAAAAAAAAAAAGAAUAAGAAUAUUUAGUAUUUUUAUUUUAAUACUACGAACAAUAUUUACUAUUUCUUAGUCUACUCGUAUUAUAAAUAAUUUAUUAUCUAGUAAUUUAAUAUUAAAUUUGAUUUACAAAUAUGAAGAUAAAUUCAUAAAUAUUUGUAAUAAUAAUCAUAAUAUUUUUAAGAAAAUUUAUUUUUAAUUUUAAAUUUUUAUUGCAUUUGAUUGUGAAAAUAUUUAUCUUAAGUUUCACUAUUAAUUUAAUAAUGUCAAAUUUUAAGUUUAAAUUUAUUUUAAUUCUUUUUUUUAAUUUUACUUAUAUAAUUAAUAUAUGUAAAAUUAGUAAUGUUGAAUAGUUGACACUUUCACACACGUGCACUUGAUUUUGAUUGCCCAAAAUGUUGAUAUAUAAAUAAAUAAGUGAAAAUAUCUAUUAACAUUAGAAACCGUAUCGAGAUAUUCUACGUAUGAGUCACUGUAAUUUAAAUGACAAUUAAGAUGGAUAAGUUUGUACAACUGUUUGUCCAAACAGAAAUUAAUAUCAAUUUUGACAAGAGUACCCGUAUCUUUUAAACAGUUGUUAUAGUACAUUAAUAAAAUUGCAAUUAUGAAAUUGAUAUAGUAUAAUAAUAUUAAUAAUAAAAAUUGAUAUUAAUAAUAUUGUACAAUUAUUUAUAGAAUUAUUUAUAGAAUUGACAAUGAUAUUAUAUAAUUAUUUAUAGAAUUUUGAUAAUGACUAA